AAAAAAAAAAAAAAAGGCCUAAAAACAAAAAGCCUAGAAGGGUUGGGCUAUUGGCUACUUGGCUUCACUAGUUGCAGCACUUGUGGUGAUCAAGGCUAAUAAGGCGUGGUAGAAGGAGUCAGGGUGGGUACGGUUUUGGUGUGGGAUUUUUACCUGCCCACUCCGUUUUAACUAUUUCCAAUGUAAUGCUACUAAUUCAUCAGCUCUUUUUCAGUCAGUCAAGCCACCCUACCCCACAGUGCCUCCUUGUUCUUAGUAGCUCAGUCCCCAACAAGGCCACCACCCCAAAAGAUAAUUCCAAUAAAUUCUUGCAUGCUUCUUCUUCUCCUCCUCCUCCUCACUCCUCAUAAAUCAUCAGAAUCAGAUUCUUUCUUUUCUGUUUUAGUAUUAACUCUUCUUCUGAAGACAAAUUCUCAUUCCUCAACUUCAUUUGUUUUAUUGUCUCAUCAUAUCUUCUUCCAUCAUCCUGUAUUAUUUUGAGUUGCAAUUUUCUAAAACACCAGGUAGGUGGGGCUGCUCACCUUCCUUUUGUCAGGAUUCUCUCUGUCACUCCUUUUCUAGUCCCACACAAAGGACUGACAUCAAACCAAAAAAAGCCAAACUAUCCAACCAUAAAUCCACUCCCUUUCACAGAGCCGUAGUUUUUCUCUUCAGGGAUUCUGCUGAAUCCUGUCAUUAUUUAUCACUCUGAGGAAGGAAUUCCUGGUUCCAUACUUUGUUUCUUCUAAUUUGUUGUCUUUUGCAGAGAGAGAGAUUUUACCCAGAUGAAGACAAUCAUGGCUAAGAAUCCGAAUGACUCUUUCUCAUUCUCCAGGAGGUAUUUCAACUUCAAGAAAAAAGUUGAGGAUGAACUGGAUGACGACAUGGAAGAGAUUCUGAGGACUUCAUCUCUUGGUUGCGAGGAAGAAUUAAAACUCGAUCUCGAUCUCAGCCUCUCAAUCCACACCCUUCCCAUCAAACCACCCAAGAAACACUCUUCCCCUGUUUCCAGACUCAUAAAAUCUGCUUUCUCAUUCGGAACCAAAUCCGGCAACCGGGCUCGAUUUUCCGGGUUAGGAACCAAAGUCGUAGGAACCCUUUUCGGGUACCGGCGCGGCCACGUGCAUUUCGCUUUCCAAGAAGAUCCCAAGCUGAAUCCGGCCUUCUUGGUGGAGCUUGCAACUCCGACCAGCAUCCUGGUCCGGGAAAUGGCUUCCGGGUUGGUCCGGAUCGCCCUGGAAUGUGACCGGAAACCGAAUGAGAAAAAGAGCAGCUCGAAGCCUCUGCUUGAAGAACCCAUCUGGAGGACUUAUUGCAAUGGAAGGAAAUGCGGUUACGCGACGAGGCGUGAAUGCGGAGCUGAUGAAUGGAAGGUUCUGAAUGCUGUGGGUCCGAUAACAAUGGGGGCGGGUGUUCUGCCCGGGGCUCCGGAUGGAGAUGGAGCAGAGGGAGAGCUGAUGUAUAUGAGGGCUAAGUUUGAGAGAGUUGUUGGGUCUAGAGAUUCUGAAGCAUUUUACAUGAUGAAUCCUGAUGGUCAUGGAGGACCUGAACUUAGCAUUUAUUUGCUCAGAGUUUAAUCAUAUCAUAUCUUGUGGGUUUUUUUUUUUUCCUCUUUGGGGGGAGCAAGAGCAAGUCUGUAUUGAUGAAAGUAUCUUAAUUAAUUUGCUCCAUCUUGUGUAUGUAAGUUUAUGUUAAGCUUGAAGUUGAAGAGAACCUAUCAUAAAUGGAAUUAUGAGCUAUUUUGUCAGUUAAAAAUGUUCUUCGUCUAUCCUGAUGAUUGCUGAUCGUUAUGUGCUCGGCCUAGCUUCUUUUUUUUUUUUUUUUUUUUUUUUU
Oldenlandia corymbosa var. corymbosa is the source of this 1812-nucleotide messenger RNA. The record is from the annotation of a GenBank genome assembly. NCBI's taxonomy places the organism in Eukaryota, Viridiplantae, Streptophyta, Magnoliopsida, Gentianales, Rubiaceae.